AUGAGCAUGCUUGAAAAUUACAUUGGUCAAAAUGAAAUUAUCAAGGAAUAUAGAAAAACUUCUAAGAAAUAUAAUGAAAAAGAAAAUCUAUUACCUGCUGAUUCAUCUUAUUUACAAAAUGUUAUUGAGCUUUCAGAUAAAGAUAAUGUAAAAAAGAAUAUUGAAAUUCCUAUUAAAGAUCAUUUCAUUUCUACUGAUUUACAAAAUGUUAUUGAGAUUUCUGAUAAAAAUAAUAUUAAAAAUCAUUCUAUUUCUAAUUCAUCUCAUCAAAAAAAGAACAUUAAAAUUCCUAUUAAAGAUAAUUCCAUUUCUACUAAAAAUUAUUCCAUUUUUACCAAAGAUCAUUCUAAAAAUUCUCAACUUAUUAACUUUUGUUAUGAUAUCCUUCAAGAACUUGAUAUUAAAUCUAAUAUUCAUCCAUUUUACAAAUAUGAUGAAAAGAUUAUAAAAAAUCCAAUAGACUUAUUUACCAUAAUUUCAAAAUUAGAAAAUAAUCAAUAUGCAAAUAUUGAAGAAUUUGAAAAAGAUAUUCGUCUUAUAUUUCGUAAUUGUUAUAAAUAUAAUGAUAUAGGAAGUGAAAUGCAUACUUUAGGAGAAGAAUUGGAAUCAGCUUUUAAUAAGAUUUGGACUGAAAAAAUUAUUUUUCAAGUUAAACAAAAAGAAAAAUUAAAAAGAGUACUAGAUAAUGAUACUGAUACUGAUUCAUCUUCUGAACUUGUAACAAAGCAAAUUCGAAUUUUGGAACAAAACAAAGAUAGAUUAGUAUACAAACAAGUUGUAAAUGAUGCUCUUCUUAUUGCUUCAGCAUACGAAAACCUUGUUACAGAUAAUAUUAUACCUUUUAUUGAACUUUUAAAAACAUUUUUGUCAACAAGAUCACAAAUAUCAUUGUCUUCUGCAGAUGAACCUGUUCUUCAGGCAAUUGUUGAAAACCUUUUACCAUUAAAAUAUCGUAUUCCUGAAUUAUCAUUAGUAAUGGAUAGUACAAAAUUAAAAGGAUUUGGUCGAUUUGGAUAUUCAGAUAUUUUUGUUUUAAAAGGAAUAGGAAAUAAUAAUAUUAGUUUAGAAUUAAAAUACAUUUCAUUGAUUGGAUUAAUUAAAAUCAAAAAAAAAGUCUAA
Messenger RNA from Rhizophagus irregularis DAOM 181602=DAOM 197198, 1119 nucleotides. Lineage: Eukaryota; Fungi; Glomeromycota; Glomeromycetes; Glomerales; Glomeraceae. The record is from RefSeq and is a predicted model, not a curated record.